Molecule: messenger RNA, 776 nt
Organism: Lottia gigantea (owl limpet)
Lineage: Eukaryota; Metazoa; Mollusca; Gastropoda; Lottiidae
Exons: 6
Coding region: 1-684 (227 amino acids)
Biological process (GO): retrograde vesicle-mediated transport, Golgi to endoplasmic reticulum
Cellular component (GO): endoplasmic reticulum; SNARE complex
Molecular function (GO): SNAP receptor activity
Source: RefSeq, a predicted model, not a curated record
AUGGCGGCGGAAGAUAUCCACGUCAGACUUUGCCUUCAAGAAAUUGUGAAAUUAGACCUGGAGGCUAAGGCCUUGAUUCAAGAUAUUCGAGAUGUGGCCAAGACAACAGAAAUGUUGGAAGAAUUAAAUCAAGAUGUCCGAGAAAAGAUAAACAAACUUCGGAAUAAAAUUAACGAUUUGGAUGAUUUGGGACGUGAACAAGAUAAAGAUGCUGAUAGAGAAGCCAUUUUAAAAAACGUGGACACUCACAAACAGAAAUUAAUGAGCACAAUAACAUGUCUACGACAGACGAAUAUUACAACACAGUUGAUGAUUGAUAAACAGAAUAAACAGGACUUGUUCAAUGGUGGAUCAGAGUUACGUCAGAGAACUAAAGGCAAUAAAGAAACACUAGCAGCUAAAGCCAGUAAUAUAACAGAAUCUUUAAUGAAUUUAAACAGAAUGAUGGUAGGACAGGUUAAACAGAGUGAACAAACUAAUACUACUUUAAUUUCUUCUUCUAAAACAGUUUCUGAUACCCACGAUGAAUUUCAAGCCAUGGGAGGCCACAUACAGACAUCACAUAGACUGUUAACAAAAUACGAUAGACGAGAUUUAACAGACAAACUUCUAAUCUUCUUAGCUCUAGUCUUUUUCUUCGCUACUGUGUUAUAUAUUGUGAAGAAGAGGGUGUGGCCAUCUUGAUGUUGGACUGUCAGUCAAGAUUUUGUUCAAAACAUUUUGUCAAUGUGACAUUGCUCAGCAUUUUGAUUCCCUUAUUUAAAGUCAAAUGGUGG